This is a messenger RNA of Batrachochytrium dendrobatidis JAM81, 1029 nucleotides long. RefSeq lists its product as uncharacterized. The record is from RefSeq and is a predicted model, not a curated record. The transcript is spliced from 10 exons. Lineage: Eukaryota; Fungi; Chytridiomycota; Chytridiomycetes; Rhizophydiales. Bases 1 to 1029 code for a protein of 342 amino acids. Gene Ontology annotation, cellular component: cytoplasm.
AUGUCAACCUCAACCGAGUACAUAUCUGCCUUUGAAGCAGAACAACUAGUGCACGAUAUUCAAAAAUUAGACAUUAGCCAAUUUGGCGGAGAGGUUUGGGAACGUCAACAUGAAGUCCUAGAGCGACUCAACAUUCAAGCGCAUUUUAAUCUUAAAUCCAACAACGAGGAAUACAUUACUCAGGCUUUGAUCGUAUCUAAAAAAAUUGAAAUUGUGGUGCACAAUCUUUUAAUCACAUCACUUUGGAAAACGAACGUGUUUCCUUAUUUACUGGAACAUUUGAUUUCUCAAGACAGUCUCAAAACGUAUUUUAUGAUUUUUUCAGAGGCUUCGCUUGUCAAUCUAAUGCAAGUUGUUUUAUUUGAGAAAGAAGCUUUCAAUCAGAUUGGAGAUAGCAUGAUGCCUUUUCUUGACUAUCUUGUUCAAAAGGUCGUUUUUCUUUGCACAGUGACCACUACUGAGGAAGAACCGCUUAAAUUAGCCAAUAGCCUUGACUCUGUAUCUGAGCAAAAGUGGAUUCAACGCAACACUGCCGAUUUGAAUUUUUCAGUUGCUAUAAACUCUUUGGCAUCGCUUAGAUACAUUACCGACUCUGUUGAUUGUCUUGAACUAAGCGUAUUAAACAGGAUACUCAAAAGUCAAGAUAACCUUGUUGUUUUGCUUGAGCGUGCUCCGUGGAUGCGUUGUACAACAUCAAAAGACACUGUUCAACUAUUUCACGAUAACAAAUGGCAAAACAUCAAGAAUGAAAACAUUGAGGUUCUUGGUCAAAUUGAAGCUCAGGUGUGGUUAUCGCUCUACAAUCUGUUGAUGGAUCGCGAAUGCAGAAGGAUAUACACAUAUACCAAGCAUAAUCAGCAAAUUAUACUACGACUCAAGGAUCUUUUGAAUGAGCUUCUGAUAGAUCAGCUUCCUAUUUUAGUUGAUUUGAAGCGAUAUCUUGAGGAAUUGACAAUGAUGAAUGUUCCAGAAGCAACUGCUGUACCAGCUUUUAGUGGGAUUGAAGCGGUAAUGUACAAAUAUGUUUGA